ACUGUGGAUUCGGGUUGGGAUUUUCUGACGCCGUAUGUUUUUCUUAAAAUAUUUGUUUUCGUACGCUGUUGGGGUUCGUCAACCGUGCGCGAUCGGCGCCGUAAUCGGCAGUGGAAAUGAUGAACUCCAGUGUCGACCUGUCCCGGCGGAAUCCGCAGGAGGAUUUCGAGCUGAUCCAGAGGAUAGGAAGCGGCACAUACGGAGAUGUGUACAAGGCUCGUAAUGUAAACACAGGAGAACUGGCUGCUAUCAAAGUCAUCAAACUGGAACCGGGUGAGGACUUUGCUGUCGUCCAGCAGGAGAUUAUAAUGAUGAAGGACUGUAAACACUCCAACAUCGUUGCCUAUUUUGGCAGUUAUCUCCGGAGAGAUAAGUUAUGGAUUAGUAUGGAGUACUGUGGGGGAGGUUCUCUGCAGGACAUCUAUCAUGUAACUGGGCCUUUGUCAGAGUCACAGAUAGCCUACAUGUCACGGGAGACCCUGCAGGGUUUAUACUAUCUGCACAAUAAAGGCAAAAUGCACAGAGACAUCAAGGGAGCCAACAUCCUCCUGACAGACAACGGCUAUGUUAAACUAGCUGACUUUGGUGUAUCAGCCCAGAUCACAGCGACUCUAGCCAAGAGGAAGUCAUUCAUUGGAACUCCUUACUGGAUGGCUCCAGAGGUAGCAGCAGUGGAAAGGAAAGGAGGUUACAACCAGCUAUGUGAUAUCUGGGCCGUCGGCAUUACUGCAAUAGAGCUGGCUGAACUACAGCCACCCAUGUUUGACUUGCACCCCAUGAGGGCUCUGUUCUUAAUGACCAAGAGUAAUUUCCAGCCUCCGAAGUUGAAAGAUAAACUGAAGUGGACAAAUAACUUCCACCACUUUGUCAAACUAGCCCUGACCAAGAACCCAAAGAAGAGGCCCACAGCUGAGAAACUCCUGCAGCACCCUUUUGUGUCGCAGCCCCUCAGCAGGACGCUGGCAAUCGAGCUGCUGGAUAAAGCCAACAACCCCGACCACAGCACCUACAACGACUUUGAUGAUGACGACCCUGAACCUGAGUUUAAGUACAGGGGUCAUUUCCUACCCAUAAGCCCCGGUGCUCGACGUGCACCCCGUUUUGCGGCCCGUAGGAAGUCUCCGGUCUCUGUUCCUCAUCGUAUUCGUUCCACCAGCAGGAGCACUAGGGAAGGAAAGACGCUGUCUGAGAUUAACUUUGGUCAGGUGAAGUUUGAUCGUCCAUAUAGAAAGGAGACAGAACCCCAUCAUGAGCCGUGUGAUUCUGAGCCCUAUCUGGACUGUGUUGAGGAGCUCUACUAUACCGCGAGAUCUAAUCUGGACCUGCAGUUGGAGUAUGGGCACGAUUCAUCAAGUCUACUGGGAGGAAACAAGAGUCUUCUCAAAUCUGUGGAGGAAGAGCUUCAGCAGAGGGGCCAUGUGGCACACUUAGGGGAUGAUGAGGAUGAGGAUGAUGAUGGUGCAGAUGAUGAUGAAACUCACACUCAUAAAUCAAGCACCAUCAUGAGGCCAAAGGUCCCACCCCCGCUCCCCCCCAAGCCCAAGUCCAUCUGCUCGUCCCAGCAGCAGCAACAACAGCUAAAACAAGACGACAGCCAAUCACACAGCGAGGAUGAUGGCGGAGGGGGAGGGACCAUCAAACGCUGUCCAGUCCCAGAGACACCGAGCCCAGCCAAGCCCGCCUCCAACGUCCCCCCACGACCCCCGCCCCCGAAGCUGCCACCCCACCGCCGCAGCAGCCUAGGUAACGAGAGCCCGAAGCGCACGGACGUCGAAAACUCUGCCCCAGAGGAUGAUGGGAGCUUUAGGCAUUUCUGGGAGUGGCUCCACACGCCUCACACAGAGGAGGAGCUGGAGGAGGCAUGGGAGGUGCUGAAGGAGGUGAAAGAGGAGCAGGAAAAAGAGGAUGAAAAGGAAGAGAGAAAUGGGCUGAACUCUCCGCACAAUGGCGAGAGGGACAGUCCGGCAGACAGACAGUCCACCAUGCCCCCUAGUGUCCCCAUACGGAAAGACAAGAAGGAUGUUCCGAAGCCAAUCAGCAAUGGCCUCCCUCCAACACCCAAAGUCCAUAUGGGUGCGUGUUUCUCCAAGGUGUUCAACGGCUGUCCUCUGAAGAUCCACUGUGCCACUUCUUGGAUCAACCCUGACACAAGAGACCAGUAUUUGAUAUUCGGAGCUGAAGAGGGGAUCUACACACUAAACCUUAAUGAGCUGCAUGAGACCACGAUGGAACAGCUCUUCCCUCGGCGGUGUACCUGGCUAUAUGUCAUGAACAGCUGUCUCCUUUCCAUAUCUGGGAAAGCCUCCCAGCUGUACUCCCAUAGCCUGAGUGGUCUGUUCGAACAGGCCCGACAGUUACAGAAGUUACCAGUAGCCAUUCCCACACACAAGCUGCCUGAUAAGAUGAUUCCCAGGAAGUUUGCUGUGUCCAAUAAAAUUCCAGACACUAAAGGUUGCCAAAAGUGCUGCGUAGUGCGGAACCCAUACACAGGCCAUAAGUAUCUGUGUGGAGCCUUCCAGUCCAGCGUCAUGCUGUUGGAGUGGGUGGAGUCCAUGCAGAAAUUCAUGCUCAUCAAGAAUAUUGACUUCCCGUUGCCGUGUCCAUUGGAGGUCUUUGAGAUGUUGGUGGUCCCGGAGCAGACCUACCCUCUGAUCUGCGUGGCGGUCAGUAAAGGCACCGAACUCAACCAGGUGGUCCGAUUCGGCACCGUCAACCCCAACUCUACCUCCUCCUGGUUCACAGAAGCAGACACACCACAGUCAUGUGUGAUCCAUGUCACUCAGCUAGAGAGAGACACUAUCCUGGUCUGCCUCGACAGGUGUAUAAAGAUAGUGAACCUCCAAGGUCGGUUGAAAUCCAGCAGAAAGCUGUCAGCUGAGCUGACCUUCAACUUCCAGAUUGAGUCCAUAGUUUGUCUCCAAGACAGUGUACUGGCCUUCUGGAGACAUGGCAUGCAGGGACGGAGUUUCAAGACCAACGAGAUCACCCAGGAGAUUUCUGACAGCACACGCAUCUUCAGACUACUGGGAUCAGACAGACGUGCUGACUGCAGAGAUCCAGAGGCUGAGGACAGAGGCCUCACUCUGCCCAGAGUGGUGGUGCUGGAGAGCAGGCCUACAGACAACCCUACAGCCCACAGCAAUCUCUACAUCCUGGCAGGCCAUGAAAACAGCUACUGAGACACACACACACAUUCUCACACAUACAGACAAACACACAAACACAUCCUCUAAACAGUCUACCACUAAUGCAAACAAGGGAGUAAGCAACUGGGAGACACACUCAGCACAGCCCCACUGCUAACCCAUCCCAGCCUCCACCUUCUCACCUGGCCUGCCAGAAGUGUAACUGGGAGAUGAUCAGUUCCUGGGUGCAGAUGUGGAUUCCCGGUUGCAGACGUCAGAAAAGCCCUGCAGUGUUACAUGUAUGUAUCAGUGAAGCGUGUUGUAGUAGGACGACGGGUUGUGGACUCGCUUCUGACAGGGCGAGGGGUUAAAACAGCUGGUCUGAGGCCAGUUUGGGUUGCGAUAGCACAGGGAAUCUCUUCUCUGCACCUUACAAGAGCGACUUCAACCCAGAAUCCCAAUACCAUCCCACCUUCCCCCCUGCAUACUGCACACUGGGAAAACAGCAUCCAGCACAGAAGUUUAACUUCAACACUACUUCUUCUACUACUUCUACACACACUAGUACUACUACUGCUACUUGCGCUAAAGCUUCAUAGAACAGCCAUCUUGCACAGAAAACCUUCCCUUCUGUCCUUUGUCGGCUCCUCCUCCCUCUUUCCCUUCUUCCUUUUUUUUAAACAACACCUUUAUUUAUUGUGGCAUGAUGUAACUUUAACAACCAGGAUGGCUUUCCUGUUUUAUUUGUUUUUUUUUUUUUUAAAGAAUAAAAAAGAGAAAACAGACUAAAAAGCUUCGCCACCUCCGCUAGCAUCGAAUUCCAGUACCCGUCACCACACACACACAAGUGCUUAAUUGACCUCUAUUUAAUUGUUGUAAAUAUAAAUGUAGUAUUUUUUUGACAGAGACGAACACUAAAAAGACUGGUCGUGUAGAUAGGCGUGUGUAUAGUUGCUCUGUACAACUGUGGAGACAAACAGAGACAGACGAGCAUGGAGGAGUGACAGGGCAGUAAAUUCACUUCCUAGUUUCCCGAUCAUGUGACGAGGGUCAGGAAGCAAAGACCCCUGCAGGCUCCUCAGAUGGACAGCUUUAGUAAUCUGAUAUUAUUCUAAUAAUGAUCUGGAGCUCAGGAAUGGCCUGAGCAAACGCAGGAAGCGGCACUGAUUGGCCAUUUUCAUCUUGCAUGUGUCACCACAAAGACUUCCUGCUCGUUUGCACCACAGCAACUGUCGUCAGGGCAGCGGAUGUUUUGAGUUUUGUUUUGUUUUUUUUUUUCAUUUAAGCUUCUUUUUCCUGUUUCGCCAUCAUCGUUUGUUUUUUUGUUUUUUUUUAAUUCCGUUUUAAUCAGAAAGACUCAUUUUUCUUCUUAAAUGCUAUUUUUUAUUUUUACUGAACCACUGGUGUUAAAAAAUUUGCACAGAGAAAAAAGCGUAUUUGAUAAACAAAUGUGAUGUCAUUAUAAUAUAUGACCUUGUGUGUAUGCACAGUAUGUGUGCGUGUGUAUGUGUGUGUGCGUAGACAUAGAAUAUGCACAUGCGAGUGCAUCGUGUACAGAUCUGGUCUUUAAUGAGUGACAGUUGUGUCUCUGCACGAAGCCCCUUGAAAAGAGCACCAAGAGAAAAAAGCUGGAUUUACACAGAAAGUAAAAUCCCUUAUAUUUACACAGUAGACCUGGUGUAUAUGAACUGUUAGCCAUCUUCUAGCAUUAAGUUUAACUGGAGUUUGCGCCAUAUAAAUGAACAAGAACUUUAUCUCUGUAUCUCACUCUAACUUUUUAAUAGAUUUUUAUUUCUGUGUAAGUCCUUCCUUUUUAUUCAUUUUAAUUGCAUUUGGACAAAUUUUCAACCCUCAUUGCUGUGACUUUUUUAAAGGCCAGCAUCUGUAUGAGAGAUCACACUACAUGCAUGUAGAUGUGCACUGUGUGGUUGUGGUGUGUAGGAGAGUCUACAUGUGGCAGUACACUACCAGUCUUCACAAGCUGUGACGCUACAGGUUGCUUUAGGAGGACGUGAGCAAAGAAACCAUCUCUAAUGCUGAAAUCUUACAGAGCUAAAACAUUUGGGUUCAUUUUUCGAGUGGACCCCUUUCCAGAUGUUUAUUUCUCAAUCAUUUCCUCCAUAGAUACAGAGGUGUAAGUUACAGCAAGUGAACCACCUAAGCAUUAGGUGAAUACGUCAGAAAAUACAGUAUAUAUAUAUAUAUAUACAAACAAAAACUAAGCACACGAGUGACUUCAUCAGAUCAAUGUGACACUAAAUACCAUUAAGAUAGUGAUAUAUAUGUGAUCAAUGAUCAAUGAUUUUUCUGCUUAAUGGAAACUCAAGAUUUAAUGGCAAUUGUACUAUUUUUUACAAACCUUCGAACAAAAUCUGACACACAGGCUAAAAACUCUGCAUCCUGUGACAUCUAGUGGUUUACAUGACAUUUAUGUCCCUAAAAGAAAUCCAGUCCAGUGCCAGACUUUAAAGCCGUUAGAGACUGAAGAUUUAAAAACUCAUUAUAUCGUCAGUGUUUAGCAACAACACUGAAAUCCAGCCGGCACGAGAGGAACAGGAGCAAUUACAGUAUUGUCCUUUAAAAUGUUAGCUAUUGAGUAAAUGUGAAAUUCAUCAAGUGGAUGACAGCAUUUCAGCUCUGUAUAGAUGUGUCACUGGAUGUUACUAAGGUGCCGCGUAGGGAGUCUGACAGUUAAAGGAAAGAAUGUAACCGCUUUCUGUUCCUCCUUGACCUCUUAUCACACUUUGCGUACAGUGAAAUUUGUCACUUUACCAACACGGUGACUGCGUCCCUCCUCCGGACUUCAGUCAUGGAAAUCACACCAACGCCCCUGCGCGCUAUUUCACUGUGUUUCACUAUGAUUUGUUUGUGAAUAAACGUAUCCUCUCACUGGAUUCCAGCUGCUGAUGCGUUAUUGCACAGUUGUGAUGAAAUAACUUAUACAAGCAUAGUCUAAUCACGUGUAGUGAGUGUGAAUCCACUGUGAGGAUAUAAAUUAUUUGUUUUUUUUUUUGUAUCACCUGUUCACACUUUUCUUGUAUAAGAAUUCCCACAGUGAGUGGGAGUGUUGCUUUGCACCUGGAAAACAUCUGUCAAAUACUGAUCAAACAACACAUUAUGACAGCAUAGCAAAUUGUCAUGUAGUGAGUUGGGAGCAGACACCUUCGUCUUCCUUCGUUGUGUCCUAUCAUGAGACUCUUAAUGCUGUUUGUAAUUUCCCCACACGUCAGCCGUGGAAGAGAUAAACGUUAGAUCAGGUGAAGUCAGCAGGCAGCAGCUGGGGCUGAUUCAGAGAUUCGCUCAAAGCAGGAAGAAAAAAGAUGUUGUGGUCUAAAGCAAACAUGGAAAUACGUUUGCGUUGUUUUGAAUUCCCUUGAAAGUGAAUCACUACUCCAGACAGUGUAGCUGUGAUCAUGUUAUUACAUCUGCUUCUCGCGUUCAUUCAGUUUGAUUCAUCGCCUUUUGGGUCAUUUGAAAUAUCACGGAUUUUAGCAACACUGCAUGUUCAACCCUGCUACCGGUUCAUCAUGUAUUUGAGAAAAUUAAUUAAACAUUCCUUCGCAUUAGGACUCGCUUUAUGUCAAAGAACAUGUAAUUUAUGGAUUUUUUUUUUUUUAAUCUAAAAAAAUAUGUUCUACGUUUAUAUGGCCAAAUUUAGACUUCAGGUCGAUCUCGUGGUAUGUCCUACAAUUUGUCUGAUUUGAAAGACAGCCAUCAACAGUGUAUAUGGUUAACGUUAAACAAAACAUUCUCCGAGACUCUUGUUAAAAUGUCUGUCAGAAGCCGAGAAAUCAGCACAAGGCACUCAAACCUUUCACGUGAAGACAAAGUGAAUGAGAGAUUCCACUGAAAAUGACUGAGAUUUUCUUUCCAGUUUUCCUUUUCCUCUUCCAUUUGCUUUGAAUUUAUUUUGAAUGAUGAGAUCUCAAGCCCAUGAAAAAACUUAUCCUGUAUCAUAGCAGCUCAUUCGUUGACAGUACGUACUGAUUAGUUGAGACAGACCAUAGAAGCAGUUCAUUGUUUUGUCUGGGGGGGGUUUAUUAACUUUUACUUUUUGAGAAACUGUCCCUUUUCGCAGAAAAACAAAAUCCAUUUCUGUGGGAUUGAAUGAUGCUUCAAUGGCUCACGUAAUCAUAAUCCCCCUGAAGCAGGUGCCAACAUGGCCCUCCAUUGUUUGGUUUUGCUGAAGCAUUAAAAAGUCUGUUUUUGUUUUAUAACCUCAGCUAGUCCAGGGUCAAAUCGUGUGACAGUAAAUCAUAGGGAUUGGUUUAUGUGGAUUUUCUGAGACGCUCAGAAAACAAUACUAAAUUAGCAUUACGAUCAUUUCCCCUGGAUUUGCCUGGAUUGCCUGUUCUUUCUGGCACUCACAGUUUCCAUGUGGUGAACUCCACCUGUUUGCUGCUCCGAGCAGAUUAAAGUAAACACAGAUGAGUUAUUUGCAGAAGCUGUUUGAUCCAGGUGUCCGCUCGAUAUUAAACGAAACACAAGUCUCCUCUGUUCUGUCGCUAUUACAUCACCUUUGUCUUUUGUUUUCAUAAUGUAAUGCACACAUUAUGAAAUGUAUAUAUUGUAAAAUAAAAAUGGGUUUGUUUUA
This is a messenger RNA of Toxotes jaculatrix (banded archerfish), 7719 nucleotides long. Its product is annotated as mitogen-activated protein kinase kinase kinase kinase 3-like. Lineage: Eukaryota; Metazoa; Chordata; Actinopteri; Toxotidae. Gene Ontology annotation, molecular function: MAP kinase kinase kinase kinase activity; ATP binding. The transcript is spliced from 36 exons. The coding region runs from base 117 to 3179 and encodes 1020 amino acids. Gene Ontology annotation, biological process: protein phosphorylation. The record is from RefSeq and is a predicted model, not a curated record.